ACCUGAGGAGCUACAGACACCAGGCCUAUCGGCGGCUGCGCAUGAUGAGCCAGAUCCGCGAUGAGCUGCUCCGUAAGGUGCGCAAAGCAAUAGAGGCCAGGCAGAGAGAUAUGGAACAGGUGCAAAGGGAUCAGGCAAGGCAUGAGGUCGCCAGAACGGUAGCCACAUACAAGAGAUGGCUGCACAGUUGGUCCAAGUCGCUGUUGUCGCAACGCCGGCUGAUCGUGCAGCAGAGGCAGGAGGAACGCACCCAAGCCCAAGUGGCAAGUGGCAAGUGGCAAAUAAUCUGAAUUGGAACGAAUCGUACCCAGAUUGGAAUAUGAUUUUCUUACAAUUCUGGUGGACUCUGAUGGUGCUGGGUGGUUCCAAGUUGCUCCCGGCCGACUCGGAGCCGUCGAGCAGCGAGAAGUUGCGCAGUUUCAAUCGGGCCGUGAAGGAGGCGCGCGGCAAGAUUCAGGAUCUCUACGGCCAGGAUCAGUACCGAAGACAGCCCAGGCACACCAUCGACGAUAUGCUGGCCAGCUUUGCCCAGACCAGCAGCGGAGAAUCGGAGGACAAUGCCAUGGCGGAGGCGGCCAACGCCUGGUAUCGGGACUUCCAGACAGGCCACAAGAAAUCACAUACUGUCAGUAAACAGAGGGGCACGAACUCCGAAAGUAACUACUUGAAGGAUAUGCAGAGCACAGAGAUCGGCAAGGUGAAGCAGAAGUACAAGGAUACUGCGGUGGAUCCCAUCACUCUAGUGUUCGAGACCACCAUGGCUCCCUUUCAGUACGGUGGUAGCGGUCUCACCUACCUGGACAUCAAGCUGAAGCAGGCCCAGGAGAUUCUAAACGAGCAUGAGAAGACUAGCAAAAGGGAUCCAUACCGGGUGAAGGAGUAUCAGAAGAAGGCAGAACUCAACGACGAUCUACCGGAGUUUGAAAACAGGCCAGUGCCGGACGGGUUGUAUGAGCAAACAUUGCUCCGGCUCGAUUCGCCCAAAUGGAGGCCGAACAAUCUGUUGCACGAGGCCAACUACAAGCUGUCUAAGAUCGAGCAGGAGGCCUCUGAGAACGCCCAACGGAAAAUUCCGCCCAAGGGCAGGGGUUUGAACAAGCGCAGCUCCUAUCACGGCUUCAAUCCAAUGAACGAGAUCAAGCUAAAGACAAGCAACCGCCUCAUGCUCAAGGGCAUGGGACCCUCGCUGCCGAGCAAUGCGCUGGUGGAGAGCCAGCAUGCCCAUCUCGUGGACGAACUGAUAAAGCGCCGGGAGCGGAAAAUGAGACGGGAGCAGGAGCAGCAGCAGGAUCCAGAUCUGUAUCUGGAUCAUUAUCAGGAACAGAAUCAAGAGGGAUACAUGAGCGAUGAUGGUGAACGGCGGCAGCAGUACGAUGGCCUCAGUCCGAUGACCAACAAAAUGAGGCAGUCUCCGGAGGUUGUAUCCUCCGGUGGCCACAACAUGUUGGAUCUGCCCCAGAGCUACGACUAUCGCCUGCCCCCGUACGAUCGCUUCCAUGCUCUCAGCCAGCGGCAGAUGCCCAACAUGGUCGACUACUUGCACCCCAAUCGCAGGUCCGUUGGGGACCCGGGACGCUACAAGCGGGAGCAUACCUUAAAUAUGACCCUGGCAUCGACAGCGAAGGUGGCCGUGAAUGAGUCAGGAACUAAGGCCGAGCAGCUGGACAUCCCGAGUGUGCCUGCGCUCAAGGAAAGUGAACCAAAAGUCGAAGAACAACAGGAUGUCAAAGUGGAGCCGGAUAAAGAGCCAAUCGACAGCAAGGUGGUGGGUAAAGCUACUGCUUUCGAAAAGGUGCAAGGUCGAGGCUGAAGCAAAG
Messenger RNA from Drosophila miranda, 1817 nucleotides. RefSeq lists its product as uncharacterized. The coding region runs from base 176 to 1810 and encodes 544 amino acids. The record is from RefSeq and is a predicted model, not a curated record. The transcript has 2 exons. NCBI's taxonomy places the organism in Eukaryota, Metazoa, Arthropoda, Insecta, Diptera, Drosophilidae.